AUGUCAGACGGCGAGGACAACGCUGCUGUCGCCGAACCUGAGCAGGUGAUGGCGCCCGACGACAAAGAAGCCGCAGAUAAGCUUCACGAACUGAAGAACGCCAGAGAAGGCAAGUGGAGUCAAUUGACUGCAUUAACUGGCGAAUUAGAGUUGCUUAUGUACGAUGCCUGCAAUCUGUAUGACGUUGAAACCAAAUACCAUACGAAAUACAAGGCGCUACUGGAGAACUUUGUUGAAAGCAAUAGGGAUGUGCGAUUGCACCUAAACGAAAACGAACGCGAACAUGACCGGCGAAACUGGUAUAUGUCUAAACUGCUGUGGGCCACAGAAUUCAGGAAAAGGGUAGAGACGUGGAUUACAGAAACUCAGAACCGCUCUAAGCCGCCUCAAACAUUCGACGACGGAGUUUUACCAGAGGACAGUGUGUCAAUGGUGGAACUAAGGGUGCUCGCUCCUAACAAGCACGGAAGCGUAGUGACGGUAGCAUCCAAAAGGUCCUCAACAUCUACAGCAUCCUUAGCUCGGCUAAAACAGGCAGAAGCUGACAGAGCAUCCUUGCUGGCUGAAGCAGCAAUCUUAGAGCAACGGCAGGCGUUAGAAAUAGAGGAAGCACAAUUCCAAGCACGAUUAAAGGUUAAAAACGAAAGGCUGGAACUCGAAGCGAAGCUUGCAAAGGUUAAUGCAAAAAUAAAAGUGUAUCAGGGUUGUGAAGAACGGCAAGGUCCUGCAAGACAGGACGUGACCAUCAAAACGCGCGGUGCAUGCGCUUUCAAACCGGAGCACAAAGACCACUGCGACCACAGAAUUCCUUCAGCGCAUAAUGAAGUUGUCUGCAGCACAUGGGGGAAUAACCACUACUUGACGUAUGACGGAGACCUUUUCCAACUCCCGUCCACGUGUAAUCACAUCCUGACCUCGCAGUGCAAAAGCAGCUAUGAAGAGUUCAACGUUCAGCUGAGACGGGAGGUCGUGAACGGGAAACCCACUAUUAGCAAAAUCAUCAUGAAGCUGGACGGCACAGUGGUGGAGCUCACUAAAGCUUCAAUCAGCGUCAACGGCCAACCUCUCUGGAAGAUGGACGGACCCACAGAAAGAUGCGAGGACGAACCUGUAGAAGAAUACACCGACUGUGGAGAUGAGAAUUUAUGCAGACAGCUGUUUCUCAGUAAGGCGUUCAGCAGCUGCACCCCCCUGUUGACUGUCGAUCUGUUUGUGAAAGCAUGCAUGGAGGAUCUCUGCCAGUGCAACGCAACUACACACUCUUCCUGCUUGUGUGAUACUGUGUCAGAGUAUUCUCGUCAGUGUGUGCACUCAGGAGGGAGACCACAGAACUGGAGGACUGAUGUCUUCUGUCCCAAGUCAUGCCCACACAGCAUGGAGUACACAGAGUGUGGCAGUCCGUGUAUCGAUACCUGCUCGAACACCGAAAGAGGAGAAGUGUGUGGAGACCACUGCAUUGAUGGAUGCUUCUGUCCUCCAGGCACUGUGUGGGAUGAUGUCACCAACUCCAGCUGUAUUCCACUGAGUUCCUGUUCCUGUGUUCAUGGAGAUCAAAUUUAUGGGCCUGGGGAAAAUUAUACAACAAGCUGUGCAGAAUGCACCUGCUCAGGAGGUGAGUGGCAAUGUUCGAAUAAAGACUGCCCUGGCACAUGCUCCGUUUUGGGAGGAACGCACUUCAUAACAUUUGAUGAAAAAUCCUUCACCUUUAACGGGGAUUGUACGUACGUCCUUGCCAAGGACUGCACAGGCAGUGAUUUUACCAUCCUGGGUGAUUUGGUGAAAUGCGGCCUGUCAGACACUGAGACCUGUCUGAGAUCAGUCACCGUCGCGCUGUCACAAGGCACUAAGCUGGUCCGAGUGGACUCAUCUGGGAAUGUUGAAGUGGACAAGAUUUUCACACAGCUUCCACUUUUUACAGCCGAAGUGAGCAUCUUUAAGCCAUCUUCAUUCUUCAUCAUCAUCCAGGCUGUCAACUCCAAAGUUGUUCUGGAGAUCCAGCUCGUUCCCAUCAUGCAGGUUUUCAUCACACUGAAUCCAGCUCUUCAAGGAAAAACAUGUGGACUCUGUGGCAAUUUCAACAACAUUCAGUCGGACGAUUUCACCACGGCUGGUGGACUCAGAGAGGGAACGGCGGUGGCUUUUGCCAACACAUGGAAGACCCGAGGAAGCUGCAGUGAUAAGCAGAGAUCCUUCGAGAACCCGUGCAGUUUGAGCACUGAAAAUGAGAAAUACGCAGAUCACUGGUGCUCCCUUCUAUCAGAUCCAUCUGGAGCUUUUGCCCCCUGCCAUUCAAGAAUCAGCCCUGGUUUAUACAAACAGAUGUGUGUACAUGACACGUGUAACUGUGAGAGGUCAGAGGACUGCAUGUGUGCUGCGCUGUCUUCAUACGCACACGCAUGUGCAGCUAAAGGGAUCGUCCUUAAAGGCUGGAGAGACAACGCUUGCAGCAACCACAAGGUGUGCCCGAGCACAUUAGUUUACUCUGAUCACAUGACCAGCUGUCAGCGCACAUGUCGCUUCAUUGGGCAGACUGACUACUCCUGUGGUGUCGACUUUGUGCCAGUGGAUGGCUGCGGCUGUGACGCGGACACCUACAUGAAUGAAAAUGGAAAGUGUGUUAAGGCAGAGGAAUGCCCAUGUUAUGACUCAAACACAGUCGUUCAGCCCGGAGACGUCAUUAGCAAAGAUGGCACCACAUGCAUAUGUAAGCAAGGCAUUCUGAGCUGCAUGGGUGUGCUGUAUGUGCAAGAAUGUGUUCCCCCAAUGAAAUAUUUCAACUGCUCAAACUCUGCUCCUGGAAGCACCGGCUCUGAAUGUCAGAAAAGCUGUCAAACACUGGACAUGGCCUGUAUCAGCACAGGAUGUGUAUCCGGCUGUGUGUGUCCCCCAGGCCUGGUCUCUGAUGGACAAGGUGGUUGUAUUCCUGAACAAAACUGUCCAUGCGUCCAUAAUGGAGUCAAUUAUCAACCUGGCGAGACUGUUAUUGAUGGCUGCAACACAUGCACAUGCAAGGACAGAAGAUGGCAGUGCACCAAAGAACAGUGCAAGGCAACAUGCACUGUCUAUGGAGAUGGACACAUCACAACCUUUGAUGAAAAGCAAUUCAUGUUUAAUGGAAACUGUGAAUACGCCCUUGCUCAGGAUUUCUGCAGUGGCAGUAGCGCCAGUGGCACUUUCAGAGUCAUCACGGAAAACAUUCCCUGUGGCACGACUGGCACCACCUGCUCCAAAGCCAUCAAACUCUUCAUAGGCAGCAAUGAGCUGAUCCUCUCAGAUGGAACAUACCAAGUGGUACAGAGAAGCAAUGGAGAUGAAAUCCCGUACCAGAUUCGCACCAUGGGAAACUACCUGGUGGUUGAAACCAAUAACGGCGUGAUGCUCAUAUGGGACAGAAAGACAUCAAUCUACGUUGUGCUCAGUCCUAAAUUUAGGGGAAACGUGUGCGGUCUGUGUGGAAACUUUGACGGAAACGCCAAUAAUGACUUCACCACGAGAGGCCAAGAAGUUGUGGUUAACCCUCUCACCUUUGGAAAUAGUUGGAAAGUGUCUCCCACUUGUCCAGAGACAUUGACCGUUCAAGACCCGUGCACUAACAACCCCUACAGAGAGGCCUGGGCACAGAAACAGUGCAGCAUCAUAAACAGCGACACUUUUGCAGCCUGCCAUUCACAGGUGGAACCAUCUUCUUAUUAUUCUGCGUGUGUGAGUGAUGCAUGCGCUUGUGACAGUGGAGGAGAUUGUGAGUGUUUUUGUACUGCAGUGGCAGCCUACGCUAAGGCCUGUAGUGCUGCUGGAGUGUGUGUUUCCUGGAGAAGCCCGAAAAUCUGCCCACUGUUCUGUGAUUACUACAACCCCCCUGGUGAGUGUGAGUGGCACUACAAACCUUGUGGUCACAACUGUAUGAAGACCUGCAGAAAUCCUACAGGAAAUUGCACAAUGCAGACUCCGGCACUGGAGGGUUGCUAUCCCGAAUGCCCAGAUGAUCUCCCCUUGUUUGAUGAGGAUAACAUGAAGUGUGUGGCACAAGAUGAGUGUGGCUGCUACACUGAAAUGCUACGCUAUGACAUUGGACAAUCAGUCCCUGCUAAAAGUAACUGUCAGACAUGUGAGUGUACAUCAAAGGGAGUGAGCUGCAAAUAUGAUGUAAAAGCUUGUAUAUGCCAACAUAAUAAUACAAUGUACCAGUAUGGAGACAUAAUUUACCACACGACAGAUGGACUUGGAAACUGCAUUAUUGCUAUAUGUGCUGAGGACGGAAACAUUAAUAAGACAGUGGAACCUUGUGAAACUACUGUUGCCCCAACAGUACCAACAACAACUUCAACUACAACGCCAAAGCCAACAACUGUGUUUGUUUUUACCACACCAGGUGUGUAUAUGUGA
Molecule: messenger RNA, 4383 nt
Organism: Clarias gariepinus (North African catfish)
Lineage: Eukaryota; Metazoa; Chordata; Actinopteri; Siluriformes; Clariidae
Product: mucin-5B-like
Exons: 26
Coding region: 1-4383 (1460 amino acids)
Cellular component (GO): extracellular matrix
Molecular function (GO): protein binding
Source: RefSeq, a predicted model, not a curated record